Clonostachys rhizophaga is the source of this 279-nucleotide messenger RNA. The record is from the annotation of a GenBank genome assembly. Lineage: Eukaryota; Fungi; Ascomycota; Sordariomycetes; Hypocreales; Bionectriaceae.
AUGGAUCAAGGUCCGCCAAAUCUACUCUCCCCCCCAGAGCUCACGCCUCUUGAGCAGGAGGUGCUCGACGAGUAUGAGCGACUGGCCGAGAACAUGAAGAAGCUUGCCUCCACGCUCGAGCACCUCGCCUCGAACCCCAGCGCCGAGAUCCUCGACGGCCUGCGGGACCUGGAGCGCAAGACCAGCCUGGCCUUCACGCUGCUCAAGGCCAGCGUGUACAGCAUAGUCUUGCAGCAGGAGAUUGACUGGGGUGAUGGGGCGCCCGCUGGGCAGUACUGA